Molecule: messenger RNA, 2036 nt
Organism: Lycium ferocissimum
Lineage: Eukaryota; Viridiplantae; Streptophyta; Magnoliopsida; Solanales; Solanaceae
Exons: 4
Coding region: 1215-1865 (216 amino acids)
Source: RefSeq, a predicted model, not a curated record
CACUUGUAAUUCAUGUGGUUUUGAGUUGAUUUGUUCUCUCAACUUAGGAAUAAACUUUUCGAUUUCUUCAAUAAUCAUAGUUUUACCAUUUUUUGUUGCCAAUUUCUUCAAAUUUGUAGCAUAAAUCAGUGUGCCUUUUGUUAUAGAUUAUUAACUAAAGUAAUUUUUUUUGCUGUAAAAGACGUUGAAUGGCACUGGCAUUUGUGUACCUCUACUUUUUGUUUUGGGGAAAUGAAGUUGGCACUGUGAAGCUUGUCAUCACCUUAUAGAAUUUCAGUAUUUUAACAUUCUAGUACUCAUAUUAGAUUGCGAGAUAUGGAUUCGACUAACAAAGAUGAAGAUGAUGCGAUAGUUGGAGCUGCAGCCACAUCCGUUUUAGCUUCCGGGGCUGCAAUUAUUCUAGCCUACGAAAAUCAAAGUAGAAUUCCUAGAGAACCUUAUACUAAUAAAGACCAAGAAAAGGAAUUUUACAUGAAUAGUAUUUUGAAUGGAAGCGAUGUUCAUUGUGUAGGUCAGAUAAGAAUGAGCAAGCAUGUAUUUUAUAAACUAUGUAAUGCUCUUCGAAGUACUAGUUUGUUGCGCUCAACCAAAAAUAUGUCUGUUCAAGAACAAGUGUUGAUAUUCUUAGAAAUUUGUUGGUUUUAAUGAACGAUUUCGCAAGAUUGGGUCACACUUUUGUAGGUCAAUUGACUCUAUCCAUCGAUGCUUCCACACCGUACUUCAAGUAGUUUUGAAGCUCUACCCAAUUCUUGUAAAAUCACCGGAUGGAACUGUCCAACUGGAGUAAGGAGCAAUUAUCGGUAUUAUCCUUGGUUUGCCGAUUGUGUAGGAGCAAUAGAUGGCACACAUGUGCUUCCGUCUGUUCCUAUUGAGCAACACAGUAGAUUUCGUGGCCAGAAAGGCACAAGACCACAAAAUGUAUUAGCUGCCAUUAGCUUUAAUUUGAAGUUCACGUAUGUGCUUGCCGGUUGGGAAGGAUCUGCACAUGACUCUCGCAUAUUAAAUGAUGCAUUGGAGAGACCACAGGGGUUUCAAAUACCCCAAGUAAAUAAAUGGGGAAAAAAGGAGAGAAACAGCUUAGGUGGUCAAAACCAAUGGAAUAUUUGAUGUUGGAGAUCCUAGUUGAUGAAGUGAAGCAAGGAAACAAAUCAACUAAUCAGUUUAAGGCCACCUAAUUCAAUCGUGUUUCGGAUGCCAUUAAUCAACAACUUGGAAUGGACUAUUCAGCUAAACAUGUGGAGAAUCAUCUUAAAACACUACGAAGCACAUGGAAUACCGUACAAACUCUACUCAACAAAAGUGGUCUUGGAUGGGAUGAAAACUUGAAGAUGAUUACUGCGAGUCCUAGAGUCUAUGCUCUCCAUAUUCACGCGCAUCCUACUCAUGAUAAGUUCAUCAACAAGAAGAUUUAUAUGUUUGAAGAAAUGUAUCUUGCGUGUGGGAACGAUCGAGCUAGGGGUGAUUGUGCUAAGUCAUUUGAUGAUAUAAACUUAGAUUGCAGCUCGGAGAAAGGUAAUGAUAUUGACAUUGAAAGGUCAUCCAAGGAAAAAGAUGUAGUUUUUGAAACUUCGUCUCAAGUCAAGUCAAGUCACAAAAUAAAUCGUUCUUAUGAUGCGCAAGAUGUGGUCGGUGAUAUAUCAACAAAGCUUGGAGAAGUGGCUGCAGCAAUCGGUAAGAUAGCUGAUUGCCAACUAGAUGUGACAAGGUUGUAUGAAGAAAUUAUGGCAAUGAAAGGUUACGAGGAAAAGUUCUUAGGUGACGCUUUUGAUUAUUUGGUGCAAAGUGACACUUUAGCUAAAGCAUUCAUGGCAAAAAAUCAAAAUUUUCGCAAGGUGUGGAUGGACCGAUUCAAGAGAAAGCAAUAGAAUACACAAAUUGGUUAGAAGAGAAUAGCUAGAUAGGAUUUGGAAGCAAUUGUUAUUCUUACUUUUAUUUGAAACUUCAAGAUUCCAGCUUGGUUUUUAAUGUUUUCUUGCUAUUUCUAAUUUUGUUUGUUUGAUGAUAGAGGGGUUUCCUUCAGAACAGUUGAUGUGUGU